UCUGUUCUCCGCCUUUUGCUUUUCCGCGUGUUGAAUAAACCCGCAGUUUUCCUCACUCGACGAUGACGAUGAUAUCGUUUCGUGUGGCUCUGCUUGUAGUGAUCGCUCUGAAUCAAAUUGCCAGCAACGAUUUUUGGUCGCAAAGAAGAUGUUGUGCCAAUGCUGAACAAACUACAACAACCACCGAGGACGAGGUAAAGCGCGAAGCCAAGUCUCUCGUAGAAAUUGCACUUCGCAGAGUCGCAGAUGUCGAGCGACAGCUUCAAGAACGGAAUGGCACAUGUGACAAGGUUGAUUUACUGAACAUAACUUUUGACGAAAGGAGAUGGAGGCAAGAAGCUCUUUUGACGGUACAAGUGGCUAACCUUAUGACAUCGCUGUGGCGCUCGCGCGGGAGAGACGGUGAUCCCAUUGGAGCUAACGACGCGCUUCUGUACCACUACGUGCGCUCGAUCGUUUUAUUUUCGCCGUCUGUCUUCGGUUCAGUGAUUUGCUUUGACAACUAUUUGUACAAGAACUAUACAAGGUUUUGUCCCUAUGCAUUCAGGGAUUCUAAAUUAAAAAAAAAAAUUCGUGUCAAAGAUAUAGUUUCGGCGAGUCAAGGUUACGACUACACGACGGACGAAAACGCGAUUUGGUGGCACAAACCUAAAAAUAAAGCGCUUACAUUCCGUCCCGAGAGCAUCACAAGCUAUUAUCAAGUACGAUACAAUUUAACCCACACGGAUAAGCUGAAAAAACGGGUCUUCCCGCAUGUGACAUUUGAAAAUGGGGCAUGGACACGACCUUACUUCGACUGCUUUGGUGGAAAGAUUUGGAUGGUGACCUAUCUCGCUCCUUUUUACAACGAAACGGACGACUUCCUAGGUGUGGUCAGUAUCGAUGUGGUACUUAGCGACAUUGACAUUAACCAGUGUGACGAGCAGGAGUCCUCUGAAUCUGAUGAAGGAGAGGGGAAAGGACUCGGAUAUGCAUCUGAUAAUUUAAUGGAAUUCAUGGGUACUCAUCUCUGUAAGGAAUCAACAGAGUGUCAAGCAAUCCACAAUCAAGGAUUCAAGCGAGGGAGCUACAUAUGCACAUGUAAGCGAGGCUUUUACUUCCCUGACAGUCAGGCGUCUGUAAAGGCUUUUAACGGAACCCUCAUUGAGCUCCAACACGAUCGAUAUCUACGAGGCGACCCAAACUCUUACGAAGAGGACUUCGAAUGCAUUCGUUGCAGUGUUGGAUGCGACGAGUGUGUUGACGACAAACCAUGCGUUUACAGCUCUAACAGCUAUAUCCGUUUACCGCUGUUUUUUCUGAAUGCACUCGUUAUGUGUGUGGCUGUAGCAUUUGCUGUAUGCGUGGGAAUACACUGGAAUAAUAAGAUUUUCAAGGCCUCCAGCACGCGCUUCAUGGAAAUAAUAUUGUUGGGCGCUACCUUAAUGUACUCAAAGCUCAUCGUUUCAUACUUCGAACCUACAAGCCUCCGUUGUAUUGCACGACCCUGGUUGCGUCAUAUUGGAUUCGUUCUGGUGUAUGGAUCUUUGGCACUUAAAACCUGGAGGGUGGCAAUAAUAUUUCAAGUGCGAUCGGCCCAGAGGCUCGCUUUAUCAGACAGGGUGCUGUUGAGACGCCUAGGUCUAUUGGUACUGUUAUACUCUGCUUAUCUCACUGUAUGGACAGCAAUGGCGCCACCAGACAUUGAAGUGGCGAGGACAUCCGAUGACCUGAAGUUUACGCGCUGUGUAGAGAAUUGGUUUGAUUUUACGGUCAUAUUCGCCGGGGACAUUGUGUUGUUGAUUUGGGGAAUGUGGCUUUGUUACAAGAUCAGAAAUGCACCGGCAGCUUAUAACGAGAGCAAGUACAUUAGCUGGGCCAUUUAUAACGCUAUGUUCGUCACCAGUUUCCUUAUGGUGGUCAGGAUCACAACGAAAAGAAGAACCAACCCAGACAUGAUGUAUGCUCUAGACUUUGUUCUGAUUCACAUGGACUGUUCUACUGUGUUAUUUCUGAUGUUCAUCCAUAAGUUUUUGUUGUUACGCCAAAUGCAAAAAUCAGUGAAUAACGCUGUUCCAUCAAACAACAACAUGCUUGUACCAGAUGACGAAAUUGUUGUGGAAAGAAUACCUUAUAAUCAAGAGGACUUGUUGAUGAAAGAAAACCAAGUAUUGAAGGAUGAGAUGCGGCGACUGAGUGAAAAACUAGCUGUUCUUCAGUCUCGCCUGAUGACAGAUGACAACCAUCCAGUAGAUAGUAUAACCUCCCGCCAACGACAGCGAGCUUUCACCGCACCUGUUAAAGAAACAGGAGGUGAUCUGAAAGCAAAACGACUGCCAUUACAGCUGCCACUAUCACAGCUGCCACCAUCACAGCUACCUCACUGCCAAAGAGACAAGGAAAAGUCCUCCAAGAAUCUGAUGUCCGAUGUUAAUGAAAGCCAGGAAGCGAGUUUUCCACAGAAGCUGAAUCAGGCAUCAUCUUCAACAUCAUCGCUCAGUUCGGUUUCCGUGCAUAGCAGAGAGGUUUCCCAGAAAAACGCAUCUGAUUCUCAGUAACAGUUGGCUUUGUGCAUAAAAACUUGCCGGAGU
This is a messenger RNA of Pocillopora damicornis (cauliflower coral), 2570 nucleotides long. RefSeq names its product putative G protein-coupled receptor CG31760. Gene Ontology annotation, biological process: G protein-coupled receptor signaling pathway. Gene Ontology annotation, cellular component: membrane. Lineage: Eukaryota; Metazoa; Cnidaria; Anthozoa; Scleractinia; Pocilloporidae. Gene Ontology annotation, molecular function: G protein-coupled receptor activity. The record is from RefSeq and is a predicted model, not a curated record.